This is a messenger RNA of Chilo suppressalis (striped riceborer), 3444 nucleotides long. The record is from the annotation of a GenBank genome assembly. NCBI's taxonomy places the organism in Eukaryota, Metazoa, Arthropoda, Insecta, Lepidoptera, Crambidae.
CUAUGGCUGCAUGGUUCUGCCUUUGCCUUUCCCAAGAUGGGAAAAAUAUUACAAAAAAAAGUGAUUUGUUUUGUGUUGUCUCAGAGCAAAAAGUAUCUGUGAUUCUCGGAGAUUUAUGUGGAAUUAAUUACAAUACAAUUAUAAACAAAAACAUUUAUAACUAAUGUAUAAGCAGUAAAAAGACCCAACUGAUAAUCUCUUCAGUCGUAUUUUACACAAAAAUGCUAUCGUCACUAAUAAAAGAUCAUCAAACAAAACAAGCUGCAAAAAGAGUGGUUCAAGAACAAAAGCGAAAAGAAUGUAUUGCAGCUGCCAAUGACCUAACUCAAGCACUUGUCGAUCACCUUAACGUUGGUGUGGCUCAAGCUUAUUUAAAUCAAAAGAAACUUGAUGCUGAAGCGAAACUACUGCAUCAGGGAGCCAUAAACUUUGCAAAACAAACACAACAGUGGUUAGCUCUCGUGGAAAAUUUUAGCAGUGCAUUGAAAGAAAUUGGUGAUGUCGAAAAUUGGGCACGAAGCAUUGAAAAUGAUAUGAAAAUUGUUACAGAUACAUUGGAAAGAGCAUAUGAAAUGACUCAAGAACAGCCUACUAAUAGUCAGUAAAUUAUUCUUUAAUGAAAUUUGUUUUAUAUAUAUAUAGACAACCUGUCACUGAUAUAAUAUAUACCUUAAUAUCUAAGUGUGUAAGGUCAAAAAUAAUACAGGGGAAAAUUUGUUUUAUUAUUAAUAAAUCUUAAGAACAUUUUAUUUGCCAGAAAAGCCAUAGACAUAGAAAAUGGACUGAGCAUUCUCUCUUCAACUGUAUAGUAGAAUUGAGCAGAUACAUGUGUGAAAACAAAGCAAUUGUAUGGCCAAAAGUUUGUAUAGGUAGUAAAUUUUAUGAUUGGUUGUUCAGUCUUCUCUAGAUUUCUGGGGAAAGCCUUAUAUUAAAACAAAGCAGUUUAUAAUAUUUGAUUAAAUGAAAUUUAAGGCGCAGAAUAAAAUUUUCAUAGCAUUUUUGGUACAGCACCAUAGCAAUCCCAUUUAUUAUCAAUAAAUUACCCAAUGUAUAGAUUCAUAUCUUUGUCAUUUUUCUUUUAAAGCAUUCACCAAUUAAAGGUCGCAGACUUCUGGUCUACCUUUUUUUAUUGGAAGUGUAAAGAGUACUUGCACCUAUCAAUCGGGCUACUACUAGCCUAGUAUUGUAAAUGGUGCAAUCAUUUCUAAGGAGGGGUGAUUUCACGUAUAAAACUUUAUAUUAUUUGCUUCUAAUUAUGCAGAGUUAUCGUUUAUAAUUACAAAACCAACAAUAUCACAAGCUGAUUAAUUAAUACAGAGUCAAUUAGGUAUGUACCUACUAACGAAUAAUAGGUUAUUUUUUAUUAUGUUAAUACCGCCGGCGUACUUGUAUGUUGCGGCAACAAAUACUAUGCCGAAAUCGGCAUACCCGAGCUUUCACCGAGCCAGUCAACCUGACAGUUGUGUUGUGUAUGAGGUGUACACAUACUGAAUGUUUUAUUAAAAUUUGGUGCUAAUCGAAAGUAAAAUGCCAGUUUAUGUAGUGAAAUAAUACAUAACAAGGACGCUGGGAUCACAUAACAUCAAUAAGUAUAAAAAUUCGAAAUUUCAACAUAAAAUAACAUAAACCUUAAACGUCAUUCAGGUGUUGCCGCGUAAUCCGCAUAUACAAGAAUGAAGUCCCUAUGGUUGCGAUUUUUAUAAUGUGAAUUUAUUGUAAAACCCCUUCCACACGACACAAUUUGAUUGCCGAUUGAAUUGGGUACAAUCUGGUCGUCCGUCUACACAUACACAACAAGAUCGCCAAUUUCAGUUUUAUUUGUUGCCUCUGCUGAACGGACUUGUUUGUAUUAGGAUGCCUCUUACCAAGAAGCAAAAAAUUGGAUUAAUCUUGGCUCUAACUACAAAUGUAGAUGAGAAAAAAAGAAAAAGAAGACUGUGGACAAAACAAUGGUUAUUAAAAAGAAAGCAAUUGAGGACUUAAAUGUAGUUAUAUUAUAUUUAAGUGACUCAAUUAAUAAACUUAAAUGUAGUUAUACUUAAAGAGUAAUAUUUUUAAAGAAAAUAUAACUAGAAAAAAUUCCACGCGGACCAUGCAGCAGACGGGACUCGAACCCGCACCCUUCGAAAACCCUUUAAAAUAUAACUGAGUUAUAUUUUCUUUAGAUUUAAACAUCAAGCAGUUACAUGCUUUAAAAAUAAUAAAAAUUGUAACUAUAAUUGCUAUUUCUUUUUUCAAAUGUUUAAUACUUGUAAAAGUAUUCAUUUGACAUUGUAGGUUACCUAUAAUGCGAAGAGAUGGCGCUGCCUUGCAACUUAAGAAUGGCUGGAAGAAUUUCGACGCGGUCCGUGAGGGCCGUGGUAGCAUAAUUGGUCAGUGCAUGCGCCCAGAUUGCGAAGGGUGUGGGUUCGAGUAGUUAUAUUUUCAUUAGAUUUAAACAUCAAGCAAUUACAUGCUUAAAAAUAAAAAUUAUAAAAAAAUAUAUAUAAUAUUAUUUCUUUUUUACCCCAGCAUGCGCGCAUAUCAUUGAGUAGAAUAUAAAUUUAAUUAAAUGAUUUUUUAUUUUCAAUAACAAAUAACUGCCUGGUCCGCGUGGAUUUUUUUCUAGUUAUAUUUUCUUUAGAUUUAAACAUCAAGCAGUUACAUGCUUUAAAAAUAAUAAAAAUUAUAACAGUAAUAUUUUUAACAAUAUUUUCCCACUUAUUCCGCAAAAUCUCUAAGGAAUUAUGCCUUGCUUGUUCAUUUUUAUAUAAUGGGUUAGACACAUCCCAAAGGCAUGGCAAGUCUUAACAUAUAUCUAAAAUCUCCUCCAUUACUUCCCGUUCAGAUCGAAUAGACAUAAUAUUGUCGUCAUGUUGCUCCAUCUUCUUCUCAAAAGACAAGUCAACGCACACACCCGCUCUGAACGCCCGCUUGCACAGUUGGCCAGUUAGCGUCCACACCACCCAAUUUGAUUGGGCAAUCCCGAAUCGGGCGAUACCGACCAUCCAAUGAAUCCAUCCAACCUUCAAUUUCAUAUUUCCGUCCACACAACACAAUUCGAUUGUCAAUCUAAUCAAAUUGGACCUAAAAUUGUAUCGUGUGGAAGCUAUUUUAGUGUAUUUAAUUAUUGAACCUAUGUCACAGAAUAUAUACACUACGCGAAAAGAAGCGACACUUAAGCAUGUGUGCUCGUAAAAUCGCCCGCGGCUAUGUGUGGGUGUCUGGAGGUGCGCGGGGGCGUUGCGCGGCGCGCGGGACGUGGAGAGGGCAGUCGCCGACUGCCUCGACCGAAGGCAUGGCAGUAGCGAAAUAGUAAAAUAAUAGCGUUGCACUGAAUUGCACACACAGACUGACUACGCUACGCCAUGUUAUUAUUAUUUAGAUAAUAAUAAGAAUUAUAAAAAAAAAAACGAAAAAGGAGAAAAUAUAUAGAAGUUAGCAAUUUGUUAUAGUACCUACAUU